Molecule: messenger RNA, 1756 nt
Organism: Trematomus bernacchii (emerald rockcod)
Lineage: Eukaryota; Metazoa; Chordata; Actinopteri; Perciformes; Nototheniidae
Gene: gimapl
Product: GTPase IMAP family member 4
Exons: 4
Coding region: 105-908 (267 amino acids)
Molecular function (GO): GTP binding
Source: RefSeq, a predicted model, not a curated record
GUUAGCUUUAUCAUCCUGUUAGCUUUAAAGGAGGAAGUCUCUUUUCUCCGGAUUUAAACCAAAUUAAACAUUAAUUAAACCUCUUUUUCUGAUAGAAACAGAGCAUGGAAGCGAGUAGGAAACCUCAGACAGAAGAUGCUCCUGGAUCAGAGGAGAAGUCCCGACAGGCAGUGGUGACGCCGGCUCGUCUGCCUGAGCUCCGUCUGGUGGUCCUCGGGUGGAGGUGGCCGGGGAAAAGCCUGACAGGAAACACCAUCCUGGGGAAGGAGGAGUUUCACCUGGAGCGAGCCGCCGAGUUCUGCGUGAAGAGAGAGACGGAGGUGUUGGAGCGGCAGGUGACGGUGGUGGAUACUCCCGGAUGGUUCUCUGCUCAGGACACGCCUCCUUCCUACAAGCAGGAGCUGGUGAGAGGAGCGUCUCUCUGCCCCCCCGGCCCUCACGCCUUCCUGCUCGCCAUCCCCGUCGGCAUGUUCACCGAAGUGGACCGCCAGCGCAUCGAGGAGCACGUGAGUCUGUUCGGAGAGCGCGUGUGGAGGCACACCAUCGUGGUGUUCACCUGGGCCGAGGUCCUGAGGAACAUCUCCAUCGAGAGGUACAUCCGGAGGGAGGGGAAGGACCUGCAGUGGGUCCUGGAGAAGUGCCACAGGAGGUACUUUGUGAUCAAUAACUGUGAGUUCGGAGAGCACCCUCAGGUGGGAAGGCUGCUGGAGAGGGUGGAGAAGAUGGUUGCGGAGGAGGGGGGGUUCUACCAUGUGAAGGAGGAAGAGGAGGAGGAGGUGAAAGAGGAGAAGAAGAAGGAGGAGAACCAGAACCAGAACAGAGAGGGAAGAGAGCUGGGAGCGAGACCCAAACAGAGCUCAUCGCUGAGUCUGUCCAAAACCAUGGAGGUGGAGCCGCGGGCCAAUUAACGUCUCCGAUGGCGGACCAAUCGGAUCGCUCUGACGCUCUGAAGCUGCUUCUGAUUGGAGGAGAAACAGAGAUUUCACUGAGAGUAAAAACAGUGGGACGGUUUUAAUUUAUUUUUUUAAAUCUGACAUUUGACUGUUUAUUCGUUUAUUGUUCUUCGCUGUGACGACGAGGCCUUUUGUUUCAUGCUCUCCUAAAGAGGGUGUUAUUUAAACGUUACAGACUCCAUCCUUCAACGUGCAUCCUUCAAAGUGCAUCCUUCAGAGUGCAUCCUUCAAAGUGCAUCCUUCAGACUGCAUCCUUCACACUGCACUACUCGACUGUUACUAAGGUCAAUAAUGUGAUAUGUUCUGUAACUGAUUCCUGUUUGUUGUGACCAAACUGUAAAUGCUUUUCUCGUGCUUAGAACGCCGGUUAUUGAUUAUUGAUUAUUACUUAAAUGCAUCUGUAGCAUGUUCAUAGCUGUGUGGGAGCAGAGGGAGGUGAUUAGACUUUUUAAUGUUAAAAGUGUCAAAAAUGACUUGUUGAAGCUUCUAAAUGUAUCUAUUUUUGCAGGAUUUUGUGUUAAAAACUAAAUAUGUUUGGGUUUUUGGUCCUAAUUUGACAAGAUGAGAAAUUUCCAGAGGUCCAUUGUGGCGUAAAUACAGAUUAAUGGUGAUUUUACCCUUAUUUUUUGCAUUUAAAUGACAUUUCAUCGACCAAAUGAUCCAUGAAUUCAUCUACAAACUGAUUUGAAGAUAGAAGUUGGAAGCAGCCUCAUCUAAACAACUUUUAUUUUACAGAAAACUCAUCGGGUUUUAGGUUUUUUUUGGGGAUAAAAUGGUAAUAAAACGGGUGUUGUAACAGACUA